AAUUGUCGCUAGUAGCAAUAUCGUUUCCCCUCGGCGCGACGGACACCGGUCCGGCGUUAGAAUGACCGGUCAUUCACGCUAGUUCAUCGGUGUGUGUUGACGCCGCUCGACGUAUUUCCGGAUUUCUUUAAAUUGAGUACCGUCUAUGAAUGUGUUCUUAAUAAUGGAUGAUAUUAACAUGGACUCAUUAAUAAGUUUGGUUGAAAAUAGGCCAGUACUGUGGGACAAAACCCAAGAGUGCUAUAAAAAUAGGCAGUCGAGUUUUGCCGCUUGGAGGGAAAUUUGUUUUGCGUUAAAUGAACGUUUUGAAACGUUGCCCGAGAAAGAAAAGAAUGAUUUUGGUAAGGAUAUUAUUAAAAAAUGGAACAAUGCAAGAGAUAACUGGAUGAAAUAUCAUAAAAAAGUUAUGGAAUGUAAAUCCGGCUCUGGUGCGAAAAGUGUACGAAAAUAUAAAUUCUAUGAUCAAAUGAUCUUUUUGAAUAAAAUUAUUAUGCGCCGCGCAUGCGAAUCAAGUAUUACAUCGGAUCAAAACCUCGCACAAGUCCAGAAGGAAGAAACUGACUCGGAGACAAAUAAUGAAUCUAGUGCACCGGCCAAUUACAAUAGUACUACUAGAACAAGCACCAAAAGAAAGGCAUCGGAAAGCGAAAUUGAUCAAUUAACUUCAGUUAAAUCUGUCGUAGAUAAGAGUAAAAGUAUGUGGUUUUUUAAAGGAAUUGCUCCGAUUGUAGACAAGUACAGUGACGACGAUUAUGUAGAAUUUCAAUAUAAAGUAAUUAAAGUUAUUAGAUAUUUAUCUCGGCGAAAUCAAUCGUCCAUGCAGCAGCAAUAUAUCAAUAAAAAUAUAAAUCGAGACUAUACACCAACACCCGACUACAGAAUACAUGAAUAUGAGAAGACACAACCCAUUCCACCCUCUAUAUCCAGGAUGCCGCAAGAACCGACGCAGCAAGAUGAUUCCAAAUCUUCAAUAAUAAUUAUUCCUGAAUUAAGUUCCAUCACAUCGCCUGAUUACGAUUUUGAUUUUUCUAAAAGUCCGUAAUUUUUUAGAGUACCAAGUAGCUUUAUGUACAUACGCUAAGACCAAAAUAGAUUAUUUACCUUAUAUGUACUAAAUUUCGUU
This is a messenger RNA of Zerene cesonia (dogface butterfly), 1123 nucleotides long. RefSeq lists its product as uncharacterized. Gene Ontology annotation, cellular component: transcription regulator complex; nucleus. Gene Ontology annotation, biological process: regulation of transcription by RNA polymerase II. The coding region runs from base 146 to 1042 and encodes 298 amino acids. NCBI's taxonomy places the organism in Eukaryota, Metazoa, Arthropoda, Insecta, Lepidoptera, Pieridae. The transcript has 2 exons. The record is from RefSeq and is a predicted model, not a curated record.